UCCAACCACUAUUUGAAAGAACACGAAAUUCCCAACAGUUCCCUCUUGCCUUCAUCUCUUGUUCCACCGAAGGCCACGGCGACGGCAGAUUCUGAAACCCUUCGCGUCAUAUUUUUCCGAUCAAACUCUGAUCUGUUAAGUGUGACAAGUUUUUUCCAAGGAAAGUAUGCAUCCUCCUUUAACCUUGCAUAGGCACCCAAUGUGCGCGGAGAUAAUUGAGGAGUUCCAAAAAUGUCACAUACACCAUCCUUAUGCAAAAUUCUUUGGUGAGUGUACAGAUUUGAAGAUAAAGCUUGAUCGUUGUUUCCGUCAAGAAAAAGCUGUGAAGCGAAAAGCAAAUUUUGAAGAGAGUAAAAAGUUGAAGGAGAGACUGCAAGCAUACAGAAAAGAAACCGCCGAAGCAGAGCAAUGACUGAAAUCACAAUUAUAAAGACUGAGGAUACACAUUGUUUGAAUUUGCAUUGGAGGAAUAUCACAAAUCUCCAUUACAAGAGGUCUAGUCUGUAUCUAGCUAUUGUACCUGCAACUUGAUAGCGAUUGUAGAUUCAAAUGGAACCUGAAGGCAUAAACUUAUUGAUUCUAUACUGCGGUUAUUGUCACUGAAUUUAUAAUAUUACAUUGUUUCUUUGACUGUUCUCAUACACACAAGAAUAUUAGGAGAGUUGUAGAAGAUUGCCGUCAUUUGGCAAAACAAUAAUGGAAAAAUACAAAAUGUUUCUCCACUUAGGCAGCUUUGUGUCUUGGGUUCAUGACAUGAUCCCUGAAGUUGUAUAACAAAUGAGGUUGUGCUAUGCAUACGUAAAACUCUGGAAUGCAAUAGUACAUUCAAAGUC
This is a messenger RNA of Papaver somniferum (opium poppy), 833 nucleotides long. RefSeq names its product COX assembly mitochondrial protein 2 homolog. Lineage: Eukaryota; Viridiplantae; Streptophyta; Magnoliopsida; Ranunculales; Papaveraceae. Gene Ontology annotation, cellular component: mitochondrion. The record is from RefSeq and is a predicted model, not a curated record. Bases 167 to 412 code for a protein of 81 amino acids. The transcript is spliced from 4 exons.